UCUCGCGAGAGAUUCGGAUCCCGGAAGUUUGGGUUUUGUCAGGUGAUCGCCACAGUUAUGUCAAAAUAAUCGGACAUUCGUCGAGGAGGAAGAGGCGGCGGCUCGAGCGGGUUCCUGGAAGCUUCGGCCGGCAUGCAGAACGUGAUCAACACGGUGAAGGGCACCGCGCUCGGCGUGGCCGAGUUCCUCACGCCGGUGCUGAAGGAAUCGAAGUUCAAAGAGACGGGGGUGAUCACUCCAGAGGAGUUUGUAGCAGCAGGAGAUCACCUGGUUCACCACUGUCCCACCUGGAAAUGGGCCAGCGGGGAGGAAGCGAAGGUGAAGCCAUUCCUGCCGCCGGACAAACAGUUCCUGUUGACUCGCAAUGUCCCCUGCUACAAGCGCUGUAAACAGAUGGAGUACUCUGACGAGCUGGAGGCCAUCAUAGAGGAGGACGACGGCGACGGCGGAUGGGUGGACACUUACCAUAACUCAGGUCUGUUAGGAGUCACUGACGCUGUUCAGGAGAUUUCUUUGGACAACAAUAAGGACAAGAACAUGAACGCCACAUCCACGCCGUGCUGCGACGACGAUGACGAGGACGACGAGGGCGAGGCGGCAGACAUGGAAGAGUACGAGGAGAGCGGCCUGCUGGAGACGGACGAGGCCACCCUGGACACUCGCAGAGUCGUGGAGAGUAAAGCGAAAGCAGAUCCUGGGAGCGAGGACGCCAUCCUCCAGACCAGAACCUACGACCUGUACAUCACCUACGACAAAUACUACCAGACGCCUCGACUCUGGCUGUUCGGAUACGACGAGGACAGGCAGCCGCUCACGGUGGAGCAGAUGUACGAGGACAUCAGCCAGGACCACGUGAAGAAGACCGUCACCAUCGAGAACCACCCGCACCUCCCCCCACCUGCCAUGUGCUCCGUGCAUCCAUGCAGACACGCAGAGGUGAUGAAGAAGAUCAUCGAGACUGUGGCCGAAGGAGGCGGAGAGCUGGGAGUCCACAUGUACCUGCUGAUCUUCCUGAAGUUCGUGCAGGCCGUCAUUCCUACGAUAGAGUACGACUACACCAGACACUUCACCAUGUAGCCGAGCAGCAGCUGAGGACGCCGGCUCUCCCUCAAAGGAACGUUUAGUUGGUUUCUCUCUGCCGUCUGUGUGUUCUGUGAAGCCCGGAUGGAAUCAGCAUCCGUUUCAUCCCUCUCUGUUUCAGUGUCUGUUUUUCUGGACCUUUUGGUUUUUCUCAGUGGUGCAGGAACCAUCCGCCCUGCUCCUGCGCAGCUCUAAGGUCCGACGGUACCUGAAGCUGACCCGGGAGGCUCGGCUGCUGCUUUCUGAAUGUACGCUCCGGGUCCGUUUGUGAGGAGAACCGUCCUUCCUCUCAGUGGAACCGCCUCCAAACCCACAGCUAAAGGAGACGGACUGGGACUCUGGUCGUCCGUCGCGCCGCUUUGUCUUCUGAAGCCUCCAGUGAAUGUGUCGUUCCUGCGGGGGGCGGCAGAGAGCCCGCGAGGGUUUGAAUACUCCUGAAUAAUCGGAAGAUCACGGUUUAGUGAGGAUAUUCCACUAAAGGAGGUGUGGCGGUUGUCCUGUCCUCGCUCCACGUAAACUGCUUAACACUCAUCUGUUUCAGUGAUGCACAUUCAAGAAUAAAGUUUCCUGAAACACCAAAAAA
Messenger RNA from Oryzias melastigma (Indian medaka), 1663 nucleotides. It is a transcript of the gene atg3, whose product is annotated as autophagy related 3. NCBI's taxonomy places the organism in Eukaryota, Metazoa, Chordata, Actinopteri, Beloniformes, Adrianichthyidae. Gene Ontology annotation, molecular function: Atg8-family ligase activity. Gene Ontology annotation, biological process: nucleophagy; autophagosome assembly; autophagy of mitochondrion. Gene Ontology annotation, cellular component: cytosol; cytoplasmic ubiquitin ligase complex. The transcript has 12 exons. Bases 133 to 1077 code for a protein of 314 amino acids. The record is from RefSeq and is a predicted model, not a curated record.